Sphenostylis stenocarpa is the source of this 1401-nucleotide messenger RNA. Lineage: Eukaryota; Viridiplantae; Streptophyta; Magnoliopsida; Fabales; Fabaceae. The record is from the annotation of a GenBank genome assembly.
AUGAAAAAGAAAGCAGGUUUGAUCUUCUUUCCCAUACCGGGGAUUGGCCACCUGACUUCAUCCCUCGAAUUAGCACAACUUUUGGUCAACCAUCAUAACCAUCUUUCAAUCACAAUCCUUUGCAUGAAGCUCCCUCACGCUCCCUAUUCAGAUGCAUACAUCAGAUCAGUUACAGCAUCACAACCUCAGAUCCAAGCCAUUGAUCUCCCUCACGUAUUACCCCCUCCACAGGAACUACUGAUGAAAUCAUUACCACACUACAUAUGGACCCUCUUGCAGAUCCUCAAGCCCCUUGUCAAAGCCACAGUACGAAACAUUUUAUCAUCAUCUCAUUCAAACCCCAUUAUUGGGUUGGUCGUAGAUGUUUUCUGUUCACCCAUUAUUGAUGUGGGGAACGACCUAGGAAUCCCUUCUUAUUUGUUCAUGCCCUCAAAUGUUGGGUUUUUGAGUCUCAUGCUUUCCCUUCAGAAACGUCAAGUUGGUGAUGUGUUCUGUGAUUCCGAUCCUAACUGGUUGAUUCCGGGUUUCCCUGAUCCAUUUCCUUCUAGUGUUUUGCCUGAUGCUGUUUUUAACAAAGAGGGUGGAUAUACUGCUUAUUAUAAUCUUGCUCAGAGGUUCAAAGACUCCAAAGGGAUCAUUGUUAACACUUUUUCAGAGUUGGAGCAGUAUGCUAUUGAUGCAUUAUGUGAUAGUCAAAUUCAAACACCUUCUAUCUAUGCUGUUGGUCCGAUGAUUAAUCUCAGGGGUCAACCAAACCCAAAUUUGGAUCAAGCACAACAUGACAGAAUAUUGAAAUGGCUAGAUGAGCAACCUGAUUCUUCUGUCGUUUUUCUUUGUUUUGGGAGUAGGGGAAGCUUUGAUCCACCUCAAACAAGAGAAAUAGCACACGCACUUCAGCGUAGUGGAGUUAGGUUUUUGUGGUCUAUGCGUUCUCCACCAACCACUACAAGAAAUGAAGAGAGAGUCUUACCAGAAGGGUUUUUAGAGUGGACAGAAGAUAGGGGAAUGCUAUGUGAUUGGGCACCUCAAGUGGAGGUUCUUGCCCACAAAGCCAUUGGGGGGUUUGUGUCUCAUUGUGGAUGGAACUCUAUUUUGGAAAGCUUGUGGUUUGGGGUACCAAUAUUAACAUGGCCUAUCUAUGCAGAACAGCAGCUGAAUGCUUUUAGGAUGGUGAGGGAAUUUAGAUUAGCAGUGGAGCUGAGACUGGACUAUAGAAGAGGUAGUGAUCUUGUAAUGACGGAGGAGAUAGAGAAAGGGCUGAAACAGUUAAUGGAUAGAGAUAAUAUGGUACACAAGAAGAUGAAAGGGAUGAAAGAGAUGUCCCGGAAAACUGUCCUCAAUGGUGGGUCUUCUUUCAUUUCUGUGGAGAAACUCAUUGAUGCCAUGACAGGCAACAAUUGA